CUGUUUUACAGCUGGUAAAUAAAGGACCGGCACAUUUUUGAUUACUCAACUUUAUCAAUAGUGAAAUUUACUGAAUUAAAUGUAGCAAUUUUAAAUGUUUUAAAAUAAUGUUUAUUAAUAAAUUGUGUAUCGUGCGUCGUUACUGCGCGCGAGUCAGCCAAGAUUUUUAUGCAACAACGCCUAUCUUCUACGUUAAUGCCGCGCCCCACAUUGGACAUCUUUAUUCUGCUGUUAUAACGGAUGCUAUGUGCCGCUAUCAACGUUUAAAACACCCUGAGCAAUCAGUUCAUCUCUGUACUGGCACUGAUGAGCAUGGCACAAAAAUCCAACAAGCUGCAGCAACGCAAGGCGUGCCAGUUGCACAAUAUUGUGACAACAUUUCAACACGUUACAGGCAUUUAUUUCGCGAAUCUGGUAUAAACAACACAGACUUUAUACGCACAACGGAAGAACGGCAUAAGCAGGCGGUGUCCCAUUUUUGGCGCACCCUGCACACACGUGGUCAUAUUUAUUCUGCCGCUUACAGUGGUUGGUACUGUAUAUCUGAUGAGACUUUCCUUACAGAUUCUCAAUUGCGGUUAGACUCGUCGACUGGUGCGCGCUUUUCUCUCGAGUCUGGUCAUCCUGUUGAAUGGACAGAGGAAACAAAUUACAUGUUUCGUUUGUCAGCCUUGCAAGAUGAGGUUCUCUACUGGGUUAAACAGGGUGGCCGCAUACGUCCUGCUAAAUUUGAAAAGAUUCUUUUGGAUAUGUUAAGUGAACCACUGCCAGACGUUUCCGUUUCACGCCCUGCAAAUCGUGUGCAUUGGGCUAUUCCAGUGCCAGAAGAUCAAUCACAAACGGUCUAUGUGUGGUUAGAUGCUCUCAUAAAUUAUUUAACUUCUGCUGGUUAUCCCGAUGAAAAGUAUCGAAGAUGGUGGCCACCCAGCAUACAAGUGAUCGGAAAAGAUAUUUUGAAAUUCCAUGGUAUUUAUUGGCCCGCAUUUCUUAUUGCUGCAGGCUUGGAACCGCCACAACAGCUAUUCGUACACUCCCACUGGACAGUGGACGGGCAAAAAAUGUCGAAAAGUAAGCAAAACGUCGUGGAUCCGGUUGCGGCAGCCAAAACUUACACAAUGGAGGGCCUGCGGUACUUCCUGUUGCGCGAGGGUGUAGCUCACAGCGAUGGCAACUUCAGCAACGUGAAAGCUUUACGCAUCCUGAACUCUGAACUGGCAGACACACUGGGAAAUCUUUUAUCACGAGCUUGUGCGAAAUCCCUUAAUCCGCAACAAGUUUACCCACGUCUGCACGCGGUGCAACUCGCCGAUUUGGUGCAGAUGGAUGCAGCCAAGCGACUACAGGACGCCUUGCAGCAAAUUGAAGCACGUUGCGCCCAGCAUUAUGCGGAUAACAAUUUCUAUUUGGUCGUGGACAGCGUUAUAUCCACUUUGCAUGCAGCCAAUAACUUCUUCGAAACGGCACGACCGUGGGAGCUGAAGCGCCCGGCGGCGGCAGCAACUCUCGGCAGUGGGACGACGGACGCCGCAAAUGUGCAGAAUAUUGAAAAUUUCGAACGGCUGGAGACGAUAAUCGCUAUGACAAUGGACACGUUGCGCAUCUGCGGUAUUGUGUUGCAACCGAUUAUGCCGCAGUUGUGUGGCAAGUUGCUGGAUAAAUUGGCAGUGCCGCCAGAGCAACGUUUAUGGCGUAAUUUAGGCGAAUGCUUUGCCACAACAGCAGCGCCGUCAUUGUUCUCUAAUGAAACUGUAACAAGGCCACUUGCUGCGCACACCGAUGCCGUGCUCUUCCGGCGCAUACAACUUGACGAGAGCGAGUUGCACGCGGACAAACCACAAGUGCCGCCGAAGAAGAAGAAGACGACCAAACCAAAGGCGGGUCAGAAAGCGGUGAAGAGCAAGAAAGCAGCACAGUAGUAACGCCGCGAGUUAAUGUGUGUGCACGUAGUAGGGAUGUUGUUGGGUGGAGUGUGCAACUGCGGCAGGCAAGCCACACCAACAAUUGCCGCAAUGACAAUAAAAUAACGACAAUGGCAAAUGCGGCUGAAAGAAUGCCUGACGCUCGUGUUGCAACGGCUGCAUUGAUAUUCACUGUGUGCACGGCAAUGAAGUCAUUUAAAUUUGUUACAAUUUCUUGCGCUUCCUGUCGCCAUCCGCUACGUGCCUCCAUGCGCCGAGCGAUUUCUUGCCGCAUUUAAAAUGCUAUGCUGGUGCUGUGCAUCCUUAUGUCCAUCGUCGUUGUUACUCGUCGCCUUUCUUAUGUCCUAGCAGCUGCUCCUCGCGGCCAUCACGUAGCGCUAGUAAAGUGUUUUAAUACCUGGCGUCGAGACUGCAAGCGAUUAUUCGUAGCCGCUUAUUCCAUUGCUUCUACUAUGCUCUUAAACACACAUACACAUAUUUCUCACUGUUAUUUUAAUAAUCACUGUAUAUACGCUGGCAUCAGGAGAGGAAGUGGAAACUACUGCAAAGUGUAGAUUUACUUUGAGCUAUUAAAAUAAAACCUAAAAAUAUUAUGUAAUACAUAUUUAUUAUUUUCAAAUUUAAAGCCAUAGAUCGAUGUAAAUACAGGCAUCUUGAAUUAAAAA
This is a messenger RNA of Bactrocera dorsalis (oriental fruit fly), 2584 nucleotides long. RefSeq names its product methionine--tRNA ligase, mitochondrial (gene MetRS-m). The record is from RefSeq and is a predicted model, not a curated record. Gene Ontology annotation, biological process: methionyl-tRNA aminoacylation. Bases 108 to 1916 code for a protein of 602 amino acids. The transcript is spliced from 7 exons. Gene Ontology annotation, molecular function: ATP binding; methionine-tRNA ligase activity. NCBI's taxonomy places the organism in Eukaryota, Metazoa, Arthropoda, Insecta, Diptera, Tephritidae.